Molecule: messenger RNA, 2094 nt
Organism: Stomoxys calcitrans (stable fly)
Lineage: Eukaryota; Metazoa; Arthropoda; Insecta; Diptera; Muscidae
Product: probable serine/threonine-protein kinase MARK-A
Exons: 5
Coding region: 697-2094 (465 amino acids)
Source: RefSeq, a predicted model, not a curated record
UAGCCAAGCCAGCCAGCCAGUCAGUCGUCCUCAGGCCAGAGUAAGCGAAACACGCGAAUUAAAAGCGGCACGGAUAUCGGAACGGAAAACAAGAACGGAACGGACGGGCUCCGAAAUACACAUUCAAACUCAAGACCAGAGUGUCAACGACAGAUCGUCAGACAAAUCGUACAAUUCGUUAAAGGAUCAUAAAAAAGCAAUUUUGGCCAAUGUUAAAUAAGACAAAUCAUCGACAACAACAUCCACCUCUUGUUGUUCGUUGUCGCUGUUGUUGAGUGUGUGUGUGUUGAUGUUCCUGAGAAUAAAUCUUACAUUCCCUAGAGCGCUUUCUGCAAAACAGCCAGCGCUAAUUCAAAAAUCUCAAAACAUCAUCCUCAAUACCCAGGAGUCCCAGUGUUACACGAAAGAAAGCAAACCCUUUUGCAAAGGGUUGUACCCCAACCAGCUACAACUUUAGCUUCAGUUACAGUUUCAGCUCCUCGACAUACAUGCCAAGUGAAUGUGAAUGUGAAUGCGAAUGCCAAAGCCAUAAAUUAGUUUCCUCUCGAAUGAAACCAAACCAAGUCAAGCCAAAGUGGAAUCGGGGCCAGGCCAGCCAGGCCAACUGAAACGAGAACACAAUACGCGAAAAUCCGCUUUUGUUUGCAGACUGAAAAACCGGAGCAGCUGGCCAUUGGCAAGCCAGGCAAACAAAUAAUGGCCAACACGGUUUUCAAAUAUCAUCAGCAGCAGCAACCCCAUCACCAUCAUCAGCAACAGUAUCAACAACAGCAGCAGCUGCAGCCUCAUUACCAUCCCCACCAUCAGCAGCCGCAGCAACACAAUCACAAUUAUCCACAUCACGGCCAUGGCAGCAGCGGGAGCAGCAUAGCCACCAUUGAUGGCAACAACCACAAUCAAAACAAUAGCAAUCAAAAUUCAAUAUUCGUUCUAAAUGCCGAAACAAAAAUAUCGCCAAAUAGUUGUAGGAAAUUCUAUUUAGAUUUUAACGAUAACCCUAUGGACUCAUGUGCCGCUGCUGCUACCCUUACGCAACAAUCAGUAAUAAAUGGCAACUACUCCUCCAUCGCUGCCGCCGCCGCCACUUCCACCACAUCAUCAUCGGUGUGGUCCUCAGCCUCAUCCACCAUGUGUUCACCUGCUGCCCAUGCCAUACAGAAGCUGUUCAACUGCAGUAGUGGAGGCAGUGGUGGUGGUGGUGGUGGUGGCGGCAACAGUUCCACAUCGAAACACCAUCACAGCGCGGGAAUUGAUUCCAAGUCUUCAUUUAAGACUUCCAAAUCGGAAUUAUUAAAAAAGAAAUCAAAAUUCUGGCAAUAUCUGGAGGGUGAGACCCUAUCGUCGUCUUCGCCAACGGGUUACGAGGGAAUUGAGAGCAGUGCCAACAGCAGCAGCAACAGCAACAGCAACAGCCAGAAGGAAAAAGGCAAAAGCCGGAAACAUAAAUCAAAAUAUUGGCCCAAAUCCAAGGCAGAUGAUAAUCAAAACAGUCAUAACGACUUAUCCGAGUUAUUGGAGUAUUCGUGCAGUUUGUGCGAUAACUGUCGCUGCAUGGACUGUCAGAUUGGCUAUUUUGACUGUGACAAUUCGGAUGACAGCAACUCGGAAUAUUCGUUUCACAUGAAUGCCUAUGAGGAGGACGAUGACAUUGAAAGUGGCAUGGAAUUGAAGGCGACCAUAACAACAGCAACAGCAACCAAGACAUCAGCACCAAUAUCAUCGACUUUGCCAUCAACACCGCCAUCGUCACCAUCAUCAAUACCCGGUGAAGGCGACGAUGGCCUGCUCGCCGACGAGGAGCUUCCAAUGCAAAAUUCUUUAGGCUGCAAUAAAAUGGACAAUAAAAAUACCAUCCAACAAUUAGAAUUUGAGAACUCCACUCGCCGCAAUCAAGGAAAUCAUGCCAUGGCCAAACACGAUGUCGUCGAAUGUUGCCAUCAAUGCUGUGGCCUGGAGGUGGAGCACCAACAGCAACAGCAGCAGCAGCCGUAUUGUCCGGACUUUCAACAUUCGCAACUCUAUGCAGUGGAAUGUAGCGAUAGAGGAGCAGCAGGAGGCGGUGUUGGCGCUGGAUACGAUGGCGAUGUCCACUAG